This is a messenger RNA of Camelina sativa (false flax), 2093 nucleotides long. Its product is annotated as myosin-binding protein 7-like. NCBI's taxonomy places the organism in Eukaryota, Viridiplantae, Streptophyta, Magnoliopsida, Brassicales, Brassicaceae. The record is from RefSeq and is a predicted model, not a curated record.
AAGGUAGGUUUUCUAAUUUCUAUCUCUAUGCCCAUAUGAUUGAUUAGUUUUUGAAACUGGAUUUGUAUAUUUAUUAGUAUUGAUUUAGCUUUUGCUUUUUCAACCAAAAAAAAGGGGAAAUUUAUAUCAUAAGAUAAUAAAUAUAAGCUCUCUCUGUGGGCACAUAGUCCAAGAACUUUGAUAUACGCUCCGAUAAAGGAGGGAGAUAGAGAGAUGAGAAUGAGAGGAAGAUGAAGAAUCAAACUUAGAAGAGACAAAAAAAAAAGACAUUCUUAUCCUUCUUAAUUCUUUCUAUUCUUUGAUAGGAGGAACAACUUUUGGAUUAUCCUUCCUCUCCCCUCCGGUUAAUCCCACCGUUUCUUACAUUUUCCUCUGUUUUUUUUCCCGGGAAACAGAAGGAAAAUUUUCUUUUUUUUUUUUUUCCGGGAAAGGAGAGAUCUUUGUGAAUUAGGUAGCUGCCCUUAUCUUUAAAGUAUUGUUUUGAGGUCGCGUGGCUUCAUUGUUGUGGUUUAUUCAAUUGGAGGAUGAAACAAAGGUUACUGCUUUUGUGUGGUUCUUAAAGCUAGGGUUUUUGGGAACGUGCUUUUAUAUCUGUCUGUGUGUAUCUGCAUUUUUGAGAUUUGGGGUUGUGGUUAUAUAACUCAUGGAUUCAGAAUUGAGAUUUGCUUCAAAAGAUGUGGUGAAAUGCUGUGAUGUGGGUUGUGAUUAUUCUCUUGGGGCAUCAUCAUCUUCUUCAGAUCCUUGGACUAGAACGGUGAAAAGAAAGUUCAACGAGUUCAAAGAAGGGAACAUGUUGUUGUUACGAGGUUCUUCUGAUUCUUCUUCCAACGCUAAGGUACUAGUUGAGAAUGAAUGUGCAGCUUUGCUUGAGGUUCUUUCUAGCCAAAGGAAAACAGUCAAAGAUCUUCAUUUAGAGCUUGAAGAGGAGAGAAACGCUGCUGCAUCAGCGGCUAAUGAGACAAUGUCUAUGAUACUGAGGUUGCAGAGAGAAAAGGCUGAGAUACAGAUGGAAGCUCGGCAGUUCAAAAUGUUUGCUGAGGAGAAAAUGACACAUGACCGAGAAAAGCUCACGGUUUUGGAGAAUUUGUUGUAUGAGAAAGAGCAAGCUAUCGAGGCCUUGACUUAUGAGGUCGAAGCAUACAAGCAUAAAUUGUUGAGCUAUGGGGUUUCUGAGGCAGAGAUGCAUGAGCAGAUACUUGGUUUUGGCAGAGACUCUAGCACGGUUGGUUUUGAUGUUUACCCUUGUGAGUAUACUUCUUUGAAAUGUACUGUGGAUGAGAACCCGAGCGGACCAGACGGUAAUGUUGAGGUUGAAGAAAAAGUGAUUGUUGGUCAGUCUCCAAGAUGGCCAUAUUAUGAUCCUAAUUCGCCUUUAGGAACUGCAAAAGAUAUUAAGGGGACAUGUUUUGCAGACUCUCCUAUGUCUAGUAGUAGUGACAGAGUUUAUACUAUUGACUCAAUUCACGUGGGAGUUUCUGAAGUUAAGAUUGAUGAUGAGCCUAAUAAGAUGAGUAAGGGAAAGUUAAAUGGUGAUCAUUGGAAUUCUCCGAGAUACCAAGAACCGUUCACAGCUCAGCAAGGAGUUAACGAGCCAGAUAUCGAGAAACUUUACACAAGGCUUCAAGCACUUGAAGCAGACAGGGAAUCACUGAGACAGAUCAUUGUAUCUAUGAGGACAGACAAAGCUCAGUUGGUGUUGCUGAAAGAAAUCGCACAGCAAUUAACAAAGGAAGCCGGCACAACAAACAGGCGAAACCCGGUUUGCAAAAUGCCAUCUUUUAAAGGAUUCACUGUAGUAACGGUUUUCAAGUGGAUUGUAUCUUUCGUUUCUUGGAAAAGAAAAGCCAGGCGAAACAAGUACGUGUAUGAGUUGUCAGCAAAUAAUAAGGGGAUGCUUAUGAUGCUAGGCGAGGGAUCUGGAACAAGGAGAUGGAGAUGUUUAACAAGUUCACAUGUCUAGAUUUUUCCAUUUUUUAUCAGGUUUCUUUGGAGUAGUUAGUGCAACAUAUAAAUGUACAUUGCUCUGUAGUCUGUACUCCAAUCAAAAUAUGUUCAGAAUCUGGUUUGAAAUUAUUAAUCCAAAGUUCAAAGGA